Molecule: messenger RNA, 1290 nt
Organism: Linnemannia hyalina
Lineage: Eukaryota; Fungi; Mortierellomycota; Mortierellomycetes; Mortierellales; Mortierellaceae
Source: the annotation of a GenBank genome assembly
AUGCGAACCUCUACAACUUACGACCUGGCUGACAACAUCGUCCGGGAAUGUCACGCCCAGUUCGGCAAGCUACCCAAGAAUGGGAAACCAGCCAACAGAAACAAUGGCCAAGCUGAAUGGACAAUUCUCGCAGGCAUAGUCAUGGCUACUCCUGUCAAAGAUCAGCACACCACUACUACAACUGGCACAGAGAAUAACAAAGAGAGCCUCCAAACGGAUGCGCUCUGGGAGAUUGAAUGCAUAUCAUUGGCGACAGGAAGUAAAUGCUUGCCGCAAGGGAAACAGAGUCCCCGAGGCGACUUGCUCAAUGACUGCCACGCCGAAGUCCUAGCUCGUCGAGGAUUCAACAAGUGGUGCUUGCACGAGAUGCAGAGGAGUGUACAGGAAUUUAAUAACUUCAAGAAAAAUUUCAAGUAUCUGGGUGCCCGUAGCCAUGACGUGCAACAGGAGAACUCGCCUCUCUUCGAAUUAACCCACGCGGGAACUCAAUUCCAUCUUUACGUCAGCCAAGCACCAUGUGGAGAUGCUACGACUGCUAGCUUGGCGCUGACACAGAGCGAAGAAUCCAGGAACGCAUUCAUGGCAGGGCAGCAGAGGCGACCAAAGUCAGCUGCGCAGGAACCUACAGCAGCAGGAGAUCAGGAUCUGAGGGCUUCACCAGUCACCGGAUCAAAACGCAGGCGGGAAUCGGAAGCACUGGUCGAACCAACUGAGACUGCUGCACCUUCUACAAAACUGCAAAAGCGUGAUAGCACCAGCACCACUGCUGCAGCCAAAAGCCAUACAACGAACAAGUCCGGGGUGCAGAAGGAUCAGCAGCUGGUAUGCAGCGAUCAAGUUCUCGGUUUCCGACGUGGCCGAAUCGAUUACGACUCUGUUGGCGUGUUACGAACAAAACCUGGCAGAGUUGACUCGGAACCGACGCUCUCCAUGUCCUGUAGCGACAAGAUUACGCGCUGGAACAUUCUGGGACUCAGCUCUGCCUUGGUGAUGCCGUUUCUGAAGAAGCCCAUCUAUCUCGAGUCCGUUGUCACGAAGGAGCUGUUCGAUGCGGAGGCGCUGGAAAGAGCCUUGUUUAGGAGGAUUCAGGAUUGUCGGCGGCGCACGGACCACAUCACCGACUCAAGAACUGAUGAACUAUCGACCACCUCUGCAACAAUCCACCCACGCGAAAUCAGCGUGCACAAGAGCGAGAUCGCAUUCGAAUUCGGUAAAGAGGCCGUCUCAAAGCAAAGCGAACAAGAAGGCAUCACCUCUGCACCAGUUGCAUGCGCCUCCAGUACGUAUUAA